AUGGAGGUUGACAAGUACGUACUACAUCCCGUCUGUGUGUUUCUCAUCCUAUUUCGUGUACCAUUAACAACGAUCGCUACAACUCCCUUGCCGCCCACGAUCGAAACCACCAUUGAGCCCACCGUCACGACAACGGACGCUUCUAGCACGACGGAAGAAGUGGAAAUGCCGCAAGUGCCCAUGACCGAGCAGGUUAUGGACCUCAACAUAAAGGUGAGCGACGUACCCGACCCCGACGUGUCGACGAACGUGCCGGAAUCCAGCCUGGAUCGAAAUCGGGUUAUUCGUGACGUCGCGUAUUUUAUUCGCGCUCACAAGUUCCACGACUACGAUCGCCGGUACUACAAGAGCGCGAACGAGACACCGAACCGGCUGUACGAGGAAUUCCCGCGACCCGGUCUGCGAUCCCUGCACUGGGAGGUGCGCAAGCACUGCGACGCGAGCUUCGUCGAGUGUUUGAAGUAUCUUGACAGGAUCAUUAAGCUCACGGCUCUUAGACGCGAGGACGAUACCGUGACGGUCAUGAGGGAGCGCAAGUGGACUCUGACGAAUAAUACCGAGCAAAUUCUAGCCGCUCAAAGAGAUUGUCAGACGGCACAAAAACGAGACAAUAUCACUAUGAUUCCUUUUCAAGGACCAAUCGAACGUUUCCAGUGGCGCACCACCGUCAGCUACUAUAUGUGUUGGUACACGAUGUUGGGCGUUUCGGACUUAACUAUCUUUGGCGAGUCCUGCGACAAUCACGCGAACUGCUUAGAUGAAUACGGCGUUCAUAACCAGGAUCCACGGGCGGACGACACGAAACCGUACGCCUGCGCUCUGUACAGUUUCUGUCCGGACCAUUGUUGUCCCAUGAAGCACAUCCGGUACAUGAAAGACUGCUACCAGUCGCCGCGCAAUCCUUGCUACACUGAGAAUCGACCAGUUCACCGAAGAUGCACGCUAAACCGAAACGAGAAUCAUGACUUCCAAGCGCUGACAGCGAACCAGAUAAACGUGAGCUGCGAGUGUCAUCGACCCGGGCACGAGUGGUCCUCUAGGUUCGGGCUGUGCGUCGACGUGAACGAAUGCGUUCGCGGCACGCACAAUUGCACGAGAGAUGCCGGUGAGAGUUGCGUGAACCUGCUCGGUCAUUACACUUGCGUCUGCCGACUGGGUUACGUAUACGAUGCGGAAAUGAAGCGGUGCGUCUUCAGCCCAGAAAUUGAUCGAGUGCUGAGAGGUUACGAGGACAAACCCGCGAAGCUCGCGAAAGCGAAAACUCUAUUGGACAAAAUCGUUAAGAUCAUCACCAGAUCCGCCGGAGAAAUCUCCGUGUGUAAUAGCAGAAUCAUUUGUUUAUUAAUUUUAAUUUUAUGUAUACAGUAAC
This is a messenger RNA of Pseudomyrmex gracilis, 1369 nucleotides long. RefSeq lists its product as uncharacterized. Gene Ontology annotation, molecular function: calcium ion binding. The record is from RefSeq and is a predicted model, not a curated record. The coding region runs from base 1 to 1368 and encodes 455 amino acids. Lineage: Eukaryota; Metazoa; Arthropoda; Insecta; Hymenoptera; Formicidae. The transcript is spliced from 3 exons.